Daucus carota subsp. sativus is the source of this 687-nucleotide messenger RNA. RefSeq names its product putative ripening-related protein 1. Lineage: Eukaryota; Viridiplantae; Streptophyta; Magnoliopsida; Apiales; Apiaceae. The record is from RefSeq and is a predicted model, not a curated record. The coding region runs from base 1 to 567 and encodes 188 amino acids. The transcript has a single exon.
AUGAAGAAACAAGUCUACUUGUGUGCAACACACCUCUUAAUACUCUUUCUUCUGUCAUCUAGUAUUGUCAGAGCUCAAGAAUGCAAGCCAAGUGGGAAACUCAAGGGAACAAAACCACCAAAAGACCAAUGCAACACAGCUGAUGGAGCCGAAUGCUGCGUCCAAGGCAAGCUUUACGACAUCUACAACUGUUCCCCUCCUGUCUCGAAAGCUACUGAGGCAAUUUUAACCUUGAACAACUUUGAGAAGAAUGGAGAUGGAGGCGCGCCAUCUGAGUGUGAUCAGGCAUACCAUUCCAAUAAGACCUCGGUAGUGGCUCUGUCGACUGGAUGGUUUAAUGAUAUGAAGAGGUGUCUUAAGAACAUUACUAUCUAUGGUAAUGGAAUGAGUGUGAAAGCUAUGGUGGUUGAUGAAUGUGACUCGACUAUGGGGUGUGAUAAGGAUCAUGCUUAUCAGCCGCCUUGUGAUGAUAACAUCGUCGAUGCCUCUGAAGCGGUUUGGAGAGCUUUAGGUGUGCCUGUCAAUGACUGGGGAUGGAUGAAUGUAUCCUGGUCUGACAAUGUUUGAGUUUUAUUUGUUGUUCUGACAUUUUAUUGUUGCGCUUGACUCAGGUGCCUUUCAUCAAAAACGAGAAAUGUAACUGUUACUGUAAUUGUUACUCUGUCUCUAGGAAGACAUACAUAUAUG